CGAUACUACAAGGAGGUAAAUUUUGUCAUCAGAGGUCGCUCCAAAUCAAUUUCAAAAGAAAUUGUUUAUUAGUAAAGCGUAUUUUUGUCUAAAUUAAGAUAUCGAUUAAUAUGGGUACUACAGAUUCUCACAAUGAUAGACUGAGUAUAAAAAACAUGAUUUUCACAAAAGCUUUACCAAAUUACACAAUCCCAGUACCAAUAACUGGCCACAAAGUAUUUGGGUGUACUGAUUGUGGAGACAAAUUCGUCUUUGAAUCCAGCUAUAAUGAUCACAUCAAUCGAAGAUCUGUCCAAAUCAGUUACAUGUGUCGUCAUUGUGGUUUUCCCAAAAUAUUCUACAAUAGAUGCAAUUUACUAUUUCAUAUACGUUCGCAUUCAUUUAAAACAGCUACGAUAAAUGUAACAGACUUGAGAAUCGAUCCGUUACCCCUUUCUUUUUAUAAUAUGGAUCUGAUUAAAACACAAGGGAGUGACAAGCCCGACCAAGUUACACAACCAAACCCACGUAAACAAUGUGUCGUACUAAAUACAUGUUUUGAAUGCAAGAAGAAUAUUUCCAUGGCGAAUUCCGCGUAUAAAGACCGCGCCAAACAUUUUAUGGAAUUUACUAAUGAAACUUACACUUGUCCAAUUUGCCUUUUCACUUUGCCAACUGUUUGUGGCCUUAAAGCACAUCUACGUCUGCAUUUAAAAAGUCCUCCCUUUUACUGUCCAGAAUGCGGUAUUCAUAUCUCAAACAAAAACGUGAACUAUCCUUACAACCAUGACUGCGAGGGAUUUAAAAUGAUGAGAGCCACCGCUAGACUGCAGUGUCCAGUGACCAAAUGUAAUCUUUUUCAUCCAAACGACUUUAAACAACACAUGAAACAAACUCAUUUAAAAAAGGUUUAUAAAUGUCAAUUUUGUGUUGUGGCAUGCUUUAAUGAAGUAACUAUGGCCAAACAUCUAAAGAUCCACAACAUGGAUAAUAAGGCAUUAAUAUUUUAUCAAUGUGAACUGUGUCCAGGUAGACUGGUACUUCAUAAUCUAAUAGAAAGUCAUUUAGGGAAUCACAUUCAGAACAAUGUCUAUCCAUGUUGGACUUGUGGCGCUGUUUGCAAUGACGCAAUUGCUUUAAUUAAUCACUACACAAGGAAACAUAAUGAUAAGGCACCGAAUAUUGCAAAAAUAGUAGCUUCAGUCAUUAAUGAAACUAGAACACAACUAGGAAGUCAUCGAAUAUAUCGCGUAGUAAAAAAAUGUGACCAUUGCCACAGAAGUUUCAUUUACAAAUGUCAAUAUGAUGAAAUACCGAUUCUACCAAAUUUGUGUCCAUAUAAAUGCACUAAAAGCUUAAAGAUGCAAUCGCAAAAUACUGAUUCAGACAAUGAUGGUAAUUUAAUCUGCUACAUGUGCAAAAUGGUUAUAUCUGAAGAUUGGAAGCAAAUUAAAAAACAUUACUCGAUUCAUCACAAUAACAUUAGAUGCUUGGAUCUUAAAAUAGAUCUGCCUCGCAUAGAUUUAGGCAAGUAUUUAAAGAAAAGGAGCUUGAAGCAGACGUCUAAUAAAGAAAAGUCAAACCCCAGGAUUAAAAGAAGCAAACGCCUAGGAAUGAAAAUGACCAAAAAAAGAGUUUUCAAAAGCAGUUAUGGAUGUAACAUGUGUAGUGACAAGUUUGAAAAUAAAAACCUCUUAGAAAAUCACCUAAAACUUCAUAGAGAUACUCUUAUGGCAUACCAAUGUAUGGAAUGUGGACAAAGUUUUGCCAUGAAACCAUCUUUCUCAACACAUUUGUUACUGGAACACAAAAUAAUGAAUGUUGACGAUUAUAUUCAAAACAAAAAGUGCUUUAAUGGAGAUGCAUUAGUAACACAGCAAAUGAACGUCUCCUACGAAGAGCCAUUUUCAGAAAACCAGUGCAAAAUUUGCAAAACUCUGUUUGAAAGUAAAGAAAUUUUGGAGAAACAUCAAUGCUCACAGUCUGGUAGUCUUAGUCAAAGAUAAUAUUAUGUGGAAGACGAAACCAAUUUAGGCAAGCCCUUAUCGAGAAUCACGAAGCUGGGAAAUCAUAAUAGACCAUUAUGCAAUAAGCUAUCAUUAUCGGUUUAAAAAUAGCCAGUAUUUUGAAAAAGAAUCUGGUGUAGGUAUGAUAGGUACUAUUUUGCAUGUUGUUAAUAAAGUUUUCUUUAUCACAUCAUAGGGGAUUCAUUAUCCUAAAGUGCUCGCCAAUAGACUAUAGACAGCCCUGAAUGUAUAUAGAAUCAAUUUAUUUUUAUCUUUGAUUAUUGAAUGUCCAUACAGGUUGUAGUUCCUGAAAUCAUAAAUGGUAGUUACAAGAUGUGAUUGUUAGGAAAUCAUUUCACUGAAACUACAGUGAAGUUAAUUAAAAACUAUUGUACAUAUAAUAGUCAAGGUGCAAGAAAGGGAAGUGUUCAUAAAUAAAAUAACAUGAAACUAAACAGAAAAUUAGAAUAUCUUGAAAAUGUUUAUAGAUUGCCCCUAUUACGAAGUUCAUGUCAAACUUAUGACUGAAACAGACGUAAUCUAUCUUUGUAAAUAAAAAUACUUAAAUGUUUAUAUGUGUGCGUUCCUAAAUUGUUCAUGAAAACUCAUAAUUGUUAUGGAUACUCCAGGUAAGGUUUCUGUCAUAGUACCAUUAACGUACGAAAGGUGCCGAGUAGUUAUGAAAUCUAUCUUUUUAAUACAAUUAGCGAUAGUCACAGCGCUGCAGCGUAGCGUGAUCGGGUGUCGGUAUUAUAAUAUGAUAUGCGUGUUAUCAACUUGCAGACAUUCACUGCUAUAUCUUAUGCUUUCCUUGCUAAGGUUCGCUACUAUGACCGGUCCUGCGCUGUCCGCACCCAGCGCAUACUUGUGACAUCCAACUGAUCGCCAAUCUAUGUUCUGCGAGGCCUAUCUACGGUUCUGGUACGCGAUUGCCAUUCGAAAACUUUUUGGCCACAAUGACUAUCAGUUCUACGAGAAAUGUGCCUUACACAACACUUACUUCAAUUACCUCGGUUUUACCGCCAAUUUUCUUAUUCUUCAUUCGAUCGCGCAAAGUAACUUCAUGGUUGUGCGGUCUGGAAAAAGGUAACGCCUUCCCGUCUCCGGCUUUGGGCGUAAUAAGAGGCAAAUAUGGAAAAAGGGCAUUUUUCUCUUUUUGUGCUUUUAACGUGACCAAUAAGUUAGUUCAUAGGUUUAUAACCACAUUUUGGGUUUGGGUACCCUUUACACGUUGUAUUAUUUCAUUAUUUUUCUGUAUCUCCACUAUUACUGAUGUCUUCGGUGGUAACAAAAUAGAAUACAUAUUAGUACAUAGUAAGACCUCAUAGGACAAUACUUUAAAAAAAUUACUUUGGUUAAUCUACUUUUAAAAAAACGGGAAAGUUGAUUAAAAUCAUCAUUCGU
Molecule: messenger RNA, 3389 nt
Organism: Bombyx mandarina (wild silkworm)
Lineage: Eukaryota; Metazoa; Arthropoda; Insecta; Lepidoptera; Bombycidae
Product: zinc finger protein 532
Biological process (GO): regulation of transcription by RNA polymerase II
Cellular component (GO): nucleus
Molecular function (GO): DNA-binding transcription activator activity, RNA polymerase II-specific; RNA polymerase II cis-regulatory region sequence-specific DNA binding
Source: RefSeq, a predicted model, not a curated record